AAAUCCCCCGCCCCCUCGCGCCCUUUUUCCCGCUCCCCAUUAUUCCCGCGAUUCCCCUGCCCCGCCUCCCGCUGCCCAGCCAGCUACCCGCUCACCUUGCCGCCGCCCACCGGAAGCAGAGGAAGCAGGGCGCCAUGGGCAAGUACAUGCGCAAGAGCAAGGCCUCGGGGGAGGUGGCCGUCAUGGAGGUCGCCGGCGCGCUGCUCGGCGUCCGCACCCGCUCCCGCACCCUCGCCGCGCAGCAGCACCGCCCCUCCUCCCCCUCCCCCUCCCCCUCCCCCUCGCAGCAGCCGCAGCGCAAGGGCCAGGAGGACGGCGACUACCUCGAGCUCAGGAGCAGGAGGCUCGAGAAGCAGCCGCCGCCGGGGCCCAAGGAGAAGGGGGACGCGCCGCAGCCGGCCGCGAGGAGGGCCGCCGCCGCUGGUGGGAGGGGGAUGGAGUCGUUCGCGGCCGAGGGGUUCGAGGCCGACCUCGAGGUCUCCUUCGGCGACAACGUGCUGGACUGGGACGCCACCGACAGGGGCGCCAGGGAGACGACGCCGUGCAGCCUGAUCUACAGCUCGGAGACGAUGAGCACCCCCGGGUCGGCGACCGGGGCCCGCAACCAUUCCCGCCGCAGGGCGCAGACGCCGGUCUGCCGCUACGUCCCGAGCUCGCUCGAGAUGGACGAGUUCUUCGCCGCCGCGGAGCAGCAGCAACACCAGACCUUCAGGGAGAAGUACAACUUCUGUCCCGCGAGCGAGCGCCCGCUCCCCGGACGGUACGAGUGGACGGUGCUGGACUGCUAGGGCUUCAUACCUCACACCACCACCACCACAACCAGGAGCUCCUCCAUUGAUCUCUGUAACACCAGAAUGACCACCACCAUCAGCAGCAGCAGCAGCAUGUCAUAUGCCGUGGGCGCGAUGCAAAUGCAGUAGCGUUAGGUUUCUGAUUCACCUGUUGUAAAAACUUAGAGUUAGCCCGCAGUCAGUCAGCAGUAGCUCAGCCAGCCAGCCAUCUCUCAGCCUGAUCCCCAACCUCACUGUAACCAUCGUUAGUUAACAACAUCUCAUUUCCGUAGGCUCUAGCUUGAUUAGCAGCUCGGUUAUCUUCUGUAUCCCGGUCCUCCAUCAAUGAAUGAAUCAGAGCUAGAUUUAUUUUCACCCCA
Aegilops tauschii subsp. strangulata is the source of this 1150-nucleotide messenger RNA. RefSeq names its product cyclin-dependent kinase inhibitor 5. Gene Ontology annotation, cellular component: nucleus. The record is from RefSeq and is a predicted model, not a curated record. Gene Ontology annotation, biological process: negative regulation of cyclin-dependent protein serine/threonine kinase activity. Gene Ontology annotation, molecular function: cyclin-dependent protein serine/threonine kinase inhibitor activity. NCBI's taxonomy places the organism in Eukaryota, Viridiplantae, Streptophyta, Magnoliopsida, Poales, Poaceae.